Molecule: messenger RNA, 2529 nt
Organism: Leptosia nina
Lineage: Eukaryota; Metazoa; Arthropoda; Insecta; Lepidoptera; Pieridae
Source: the annotation of a GenBank genome assembly
AUGUUUUGGAGUGCCAAUUAUAUGAAUACACGGGAGCUGAACUUUCUUCUCAAAGAGGAGAAUGUAACGUUGACACAAAUUUUGGAAGCAGACGAUAUUCUGCAGGAAUGUAAAGCUGAUAACAAAGACUUAAUUCGUUUUCUAACAAGACCAGAAAUAUUAGCUGAGCUUGUUACUUUCAUAACUGAAGAGCCACCUAAGGAUGUAGAGUUGACAUCACAGUAUCGCUAUGCCAAUAUUGCCUGCGAGGUUUUGACUAGUCAAUUGUCCAGCCUGAGCCACCGUCUUUGUAUGGAUGAAGUUCAGAUGAACAGGCUGUGUGAUUUUGUUAGCCGUGACCCACCAUUAAAUCCAUUACUGGCAUCUUACUUUAGUAGAACUGUUGAAAUGCUAUUUAUUAGAAGUCCUAAACAGGAUUGUUAUUUACAUCAUAUAGUCAGUUUGCGGGCAUUAGAUGUUUUUAAGAGUCGCAAAGACUUUUUGCCAAACCUAUUAAAACACAUAUCAACAUCGGCCAUAGCAGAUACUUUCAAAUAUUUUAUAUUUUGUCUAGAAGACCCAUUCAACAAAAUAUUCAUGGAGUGGCUUGAUGAAAAUCAAUUUUUGGAAAAUGUAAUGAGGAUAAUAUAUUGCAAUUACGAACCAGAACAGAUAGAACCAGUACAUACUCCAAGAGUAACUGAAAAUCAAACUGAUGUAGAGAAAGGCCUCAAUGAGGAAAGUGAGAAGAUAGUGACAAACCACAAGGAUUGUAAUAGCCAUAAAGAUUCUGACACUUGUGACCAUGGAGAAAAUAGUAAUCGCAUCCGAGCAGUGGCCUCAGCGAAUGCCAGUGAGUUGGCAUGUGAAAUUGUGUUUUGGGCUGGUGAACCGUGGCCAGCUAAAACCUGGUGUGCCGGUGAACUGGCUAAUCGCAUGCGGUCCGACCUUCUUGUACGCACACUUCUUCAAGGCUGCUUCACGAGUCCACCACAUUUGCGAGACUUCGCUCUGGUCAACGGCUGCAGACUUCUCCGUGCGUUGUCUCGUCCCAAUAGUGGCGAGGAGAGUGGUAAGUUAAAAAGCCAAAGGCGGGAAGUGGAGGUUGCAGUAGCGCCACACCUGCCGCUGCUUCACAAUGCUCUACUGCAAGACCCUCAGUCUCCGGCACCGCAUAACAACAGACGUGUGGGUGCGGCACGAAUCCGUAUAGCAGCGCUGAUAGCGGAAUUAGCGCUCUCCGACGUGGAAGACGUCCACACCGCCAUUCGCAGCUUGGGAACUGCGUCCGUGCUACUGGACAUGUUUUUCUCUUUCCCCGAAAACAAUUUCCUGCACACGCAAUUUCAUCUUCUGAUCGUUAAUAUUUCCAAGAAUGAGACACACGCGCAUCAUUAUUGGGAACAGCUGAUACGGGAGUGCGAUCUGCUAACGAAGCUAAUGGACACAUUUGAAUUGAAUGAGGACAAAAAUAGAGUUACACCGCGAGCUGGAUUAAUGGGCCACGUGGUGUGCAUUUGUCGAGCCCUGAGCGAGGGGGAGGCAGCCAGCCACGCUCCAGCCGACGUCGCUCGCCGCUGGGAAGAGUUCCUUGAGUCGCGACUUCAGCCACUACUUUUCAGACUGGAUGCACCAUUGGGGGGCGAGUAUCCUUCAGAGGUGAAGUACGAGACUGGCAAUACUGAGAAUGUUUGUGCGGAUACUUUUGAGCUACAAAACUUAACGCAGGUCGAGACAGAUCGAUAUGAUGAUGACAUGUGGGAAGACAGCCCCAGCGAUGUCCUCGACAUGGACGAGGCGGUGCAUCUAUCAUUAUCUGAGCAGGUUUCACCGUGGGAGCAGCCUUCUGAAUGGGGCGGAGGCGAAGCGAGUUCAAGGGAGGCGGAGAGUACGACAGAGGGGGAGGGGUGGGCUCAGUUCGGCAGUGAAAAUAAUUUCCCACCGAUUGAUCCCUUCGCUGUAAACACGCCAACGCCUUGGACAAGUAACGAGAGCAACGAGGACAAGGAUAUCGACCAGCUGGAGUCGCAGGUGCGCAAUAUAAACGCCAAAUUCGGCGACGUAGUAGAGUUGACGUACAAUCUGUUGUCGGCCAUGAGCAACCUGGCGCCGCACGAUCUGGCUUCGAUCGUCAGCGACAACGCCUUGAAUGAUCCUCCUCCCGCGUUCGACUCCGCGCCCGUACCCGUCCCCGUACCCGCAACCGACCCUUUCGGAAGUCCCGUGGACUUUAAUUGUGCGCCCAGUGAAUGUACUAAUAGUGAAGUUGACACUAAGCCGUCCCCUCCCGACACUCAUGCCGUCCAUGAUGUGAGCAGUUCGAGCGAUCUCAAUCAAACUGACGCUUCAGCGCCCGACGCAAAGAAUCCACUUAUAGAAGACGUCGACACCGAACCCAAGAAACUCAUCGAACCAGUCGUUGACACUAGCGUAACUCCUAGUACUGUACUUAAUGAGAGCACUGAAUCGCGUCCUGUUGCGGAAGCAGAGGUGCCCAGCACCGCUGACGGUGAUGGCGAUGUUAGUGAUACGCACGCAGCCGAGAGGUGA